AUGGGUUUUCAUCAUUUAUCAGAGUCCAGUCCGAAAAAUGAUAAGAAUGAUACAUUAAUAAACACGGACACACCACCGGUUCCGCCGUUUGUAAAUUUUUACAGAGAAAUUAAAAAUGCAAACGUGAGUCAUACUCAUAACGGACAAAACGACGUAAACAAGUCGAGUGCGCGUUCAAUAACACGAACGUCAAAUCAGGUGAUCGGCACAGCAGGCGGAGUGACUAAUGGUGCGGACCUCGAUCAGGGCGCGGACGACAGCCAGAGCAUUGCGCAUACAAUGCCCCCUACGUCGCCGACUACAGGUAAUAGUGCGCGUUCAAGAUCGCCGAUAUCCCAAACAGUUACCAUCGCUGCGCACGCAGGACAGCGUAUGUGUCAACAAGAAUCUAAAGCUACUAAUAAUACUUUAGCACAAGUAGUGAUGGCACCUGGAGAAUGGAAAAGUGAAAGCCCGUCGGAAGAAUGGAAAAUAGCCCAAAGAAAAAGGUUAAGAAAUAGAAUAAUUGGAAAAAAAGGUGUUGCUGCUACAGAACCAGAAGGCAAAUUCAGGGCGGCUGACAUAAAAAUACCGCUCUUUAUUUACAAUGUCGACAAGUCUACGACUGACAACGACAUCAUCGCACAUGUGUACAAUAAGUCUCAAAUGAAUAUUUCGCUGCAGAAACUGGCAUUAAAACACGAUAGGGGAUACAAUGCAUACAAAGUAUUUGUGCCAAAAUCUAAACUAGACUUAUUCCUAAAUGAAAACUUUUGGCCAGAGGGAGUACUGUUUAGGCGUUUUGUGGACUUCACAAAACCCAAAAUGAAAAAUAUGGCAAACCAAAACAACCAG
Molecule: messenger RNA, 834 nt
Organism: Iphiclides podalirius (scarce swallowtail)
Lineage: Eukaryota; Metazoa; Arthropoda; Insecta; Lepidoptera; Papilionidae
Source: the annotation of a GenBank genome assembly